Molecule: messenger RNA, 1422 nt
Organism: Spodoptera exigua (beet armyworm)
Lineage: Eukaryota; Metazoa; Arthropoda; Insecta; Lepidoptera; Noctuidae
Source: the annotation of a GenBank genome assembly
GUAUACUACUGUAUUGUAUAGAAUAAAAUUAUAGAAAUUUGUGAUAAAUAUGCAUUGUUUUAAACGAUUACGAUAGCGACAUUAAGUUGAUUUUAUUGGUAAACUAAGAAACGACCAACCAUGAUAUCAAGAAAAGGACAAAAGGGUGUUAAUGAAGGUGUGGUUGGAAAAUACAUAAAGAAAGAUACUCCUCCAGAUUUGCCUAUUAUAAAUGUAUGGACUACUGGACAUAAUAAAAGACCUCGAAGCCAACCGUUUGGUACGAAUGAUCCUGUCUCACAAAGCCAUGAAAAUAAAUUUGGCAAGGCACAAACUAUGAGUGGACAUGCUGGCAAAUAUACACCUAGUGAGUCAGUACCAAAUUUAGCAUACAGGUUUGCCAGUUUAUCCACUAGUGACACAGCAAGCACAUCAAACAGCUACAAUUCUCAAUAUCUCUUAGAUUCUAAUGUGGCUUCUCAUACAACUUUGAAUGAUAGAGAUGACUCAUACCUGGCACUGAGUAGACAAACAAGCUACAGAUACUACAGGCAGCCACAACAAGAAGAUCCUAUUUAUCAGAAUCAGCAACAGGUCCAACAGCAAAAACAACAACAGUAUGGAUCACGUGAGUCCAGCAUGCCAAGGCUAUCUUCCAAUUUAAGUUUAACACCAAGACUGCAUUCUCCAUCUCCACAUACACUACAUCUGCAGAAUUAUACUGACUCAUAUGCUUCAUCAAGCCAGUCUUCUCCAAUUUACUCAAAUUGUAUGAAUACUUCAGUUAUGCCAUACAACAAGGCUCAUGGAAGUAAAAUAAUUACAAGUUCACAAGGAUCUGAUGAGUGUGAACUUCCUCUUCCUCCUGGAUGGUCAGCAGACCGAACUCUCCGUGGUCGCCGCUAUUACAUGGACCACAACACACAGACAACUCAUUGGACUCAUCCAUUAGAAAGUGUGCCUCAACCAUGGCAAAGAGUUUCCACACCUCACCAUGGAGUUUAUUAUUUCAAAUCGCAUUUGUUCCGCCUGUGCUACCACGUGCUGCAAUAUGGUGCCGCAUGCGAACGCGCGCUGUCGCAUUCUGCAGACAAAAAAGGCGAUCGCACAAAAACUGAUCAAGAACUAGAUCACAAGUUACGCUGGAACAUGUUCAGACUCAGUGAGCUGGACUGCUACUCUGAUAUGUUAACAAGGCUGUACAAGCAAGAAUUACAGCUUAUUGUUAUGAAGUUUGAGCGAUACAGCGAGAGGAACUGGGAAACCAUGUUCUCUUUCUGUGAAGCAGUUAUGUUUUCAAAGAAGGAGGAGCAUGUGAGGGAGCUAUCCUCCUCCUCACGCCCCAGUCGCCGCAAACCGAGCGUACAGCGCAUAGCAUUCCACACGCGCCCUCAAAGACUUAAUAGACCACCUCAGACAGGCCCCUAUAGGGCUGAUGUUUAG